Lethenteron reissneri (Far Eastern brook lamprey) is the source of this 3950-nucleotide messenger RNA. RefSeq names its product SH2 domain containing 4B (gene SH2D4B). The record is from RefSeq and is a predicted model, not a curated record. NCBI's taxonomy places the organism in Eukaryota, Metazoa, Chordata, Hyperoartia, Petromyzontiformes, Petromyzontidae. Gene Ontology annotation, cellular component: cytoplasm.
AUUCCCCUCUCUCUCUCUCACUAUCCUCCCUCUCUCUCUCUCACUAUCCUCUCCCUCUUUCUCUCUGGCCGUGUGUCUUUGUCGCAACGCCCCGGCAGUAACCGGGGGGAACCUCCCCAUCUCUUGCCCGAGUCCGUGUAGCCCAGGGGGCCCCUUGGCGAUGCGGCAUCAGAGACGAUUCGUUCUGUAACGUAAAAGUUCGCUUCUUCAUCCGCUGGCCGGAGGAAGAUUGUAGUUGUUGUUGUUGUCGUCCAGUGUAAGAGUAAACAAGCGGUGUGUGGUGGAUAGAUUCACGUUGUUACGGGUUCACUUAGCCCGUGGUAUUAUUAAUGAGACUCGGAGUGUGUUGUGGGGCUCUGGGUCGUGGUAAAUUGUUGUAAAGUAAAUCAUUUAGAUAUCGUCCCCCUUGACACAGGGAGAGUGAUUGUUGUUGUUGUUGAGCAAGCCAUCGUGUGGGAAUUGGUGGAUAUCGGUGAAGUUUUAAAUAAAAAACAACGAAACAUUUCGCCUUGGACAAGUUUUGAUUAUUAUUUUUGUUCUGAACAAGGGACAUCCUCAAUUUGCGCUUUGCAGGAUAAGGAGUCGACAGUGUUCUUCAUUUAGUCCACUAGGACUCGUGACAGAAUCCGUGAGCGAGAAGCGUACCUAAGCUGCUGCUGCUGACUUCAUCUGCUAUUGAGUCACGGGACCUCAAGGGCCUUUUCUCCUCGAGUUCCACUCGUGCCAGUUAAACCCUCGCGAGCAUCAACGGUGUCGCAGCCCCCGCGGUGGCCGUGUCGUGUUAACCGCUCGGCGCCUCCCAUCGUCACCGUCGUGCGUCCGUGCAAUCGCGAGCGGCGCCUCCGCCAGGCCCCGCACGGCAAGCCGCCACCAUGCUGCAGCAAAUCCUACGCGACAUGUUUAUCGAGCCGGAGCUGCUCUCCGAGCUCAAUGAUGACCAGAAGCAGAUCCUCUUCUUCAAGAUGCGGGAGGAGCAGGUCCGGCGGUGGAAAGAGCGCGAGGAGCAGAUCGAGAAGGAGCAGAAAACGCAGCAGAAGAAGCCCAACUCGAACAAGCGAGAUCGCGGCAAGACGGUGCACUGGCAGAUGAGGUCGGAUGGUGAAGUAUGGGUGUGCGUCAUGGGCGAAGAUCCCGCACUCAACCGCUUCUCACGAAACGACAUCCAGCGGAAGUCUGGGGAGGUCAACAAAAACGAGCGCUUCAAGGAGGCGAACCUGAAGGAUCGUCCGCAGAAGCUCACCGCCGAAAUGCAGCGGGAACUGCAACAGGACGUCCAGAGCAGCGAGCCGGAGGUACAGAGGCCGACGAGCGUCGGGGAGGAGAAACGAAUUUCGGAAGAGAAACCGCAGACCCAGGCAGCAGAGGAGCGACACGUGCCCAAGGAAGUCCGCCAAGAGACGCCCGUGGCUCUGCCACAGCAGCCAAAAGUGCAGCAGGAGCCUGCAGACCCACGCAGGAUCCUGGGGAAGAUGUGCGCUGAGUCUGACCGCAGGAAGCAGUGGAUGAAGGCCUCGCACGAACGGCAGCAGAAGGAGGAUGAGAAGAAGGAGCAGGAGGAGGACGAUGACUCGGAGAACAUCUACGCAAACUUCCAGCAGUCCAACUAUGACGCCGAGGAAAUGGCGUGGCAGGAGGCCCUGAAGAAGGCGAAGGCGGCGGAUGAGGCGCGGCGCCAGCUCGCGCUGCGCACGCGCGAGGAGUACAAGCGCCAGUCGAUCCGCGCCAUCGAGAAGGGCUCCGUGGCGUCGCUCACCAACCGCUUCGUGGGCAUAGACGUGCAGGACUGCCCCGGGGGGGGAGGCGCGAGGCUCGGACCCAAGCCCGUGCCUCCGCCCAGACCCACCAAGCUGCUUCCUGGCAAGAAGCCGGAGCUGCCGUGCCCGGCAUCACGUCAGGCCAUUGUGACGUGGUUCCGUGAGCGCGAGAUCCCGCGCCGGGCCUGCUUCAGGGGAAACGCGGAUACCGUCGCUCCCUGGUUCCACGGCCUCAUCUCGCGUGAGGAUGCGGAGGAGCUGCUGUCGGGAACGGCGGAGGGUACGUUCCUGCUGCGUGUGAGCGAGCGCGUCUGGGGCUACGCGCUCUCCUACCGCAUGGCGCGCUCCACCAAGCACUUCCUGGUGGACGCGGCGGGUGACACCUACAGCUUCUUCGGCGUCGACCAGAUCAAGCACGCCUCCCUGCCCGAGUUGGUCAACUUCCACAAGGUGGAGCCAGUCACGGUGAUCGGCGGGGAGAUAUUGAAAACACCAUGCGGGCAGCCGCAGGGGAAGUUGCCCGACUACGGAAAUCUCUUCAGCUGAGUCGUCGCGAGACGGCAGUACCUCUCAUAGCCUCCGUUACUCCGUACGCUUUGUCAAAGGUGGCACGGUCCUCCCUCACCCCACUUAACACACCAUUGAGUUCCGUCACCCACUCUCAUUUUAAAGUCCACGUCUGUGACCAUCGCCAGAAAACCCAAUUCUCACCUGGGUGACUCGGUGCCAGCUGUCAAGAUGGACAUUGUUGAAAAAUUAAGGCAGGUGUGUCGCGAUGGCUGUGCCCAGACUAAUGAGGGCACGUCCUCUUGUGUCAUCGUAGCCUAUCUAUGUCCAUCAAUAGGCCUAUCCACCGUGCAGCACAUGAGCUCAGCUUCAGAACAAAGAACAGCUUGCCUGGCUGUUCACAGUACUGCAUUAGGACGUGAUGUAGGUUCGUCUUCUUUUAUUCCUUUGGAAAGGAGCCUUAAUGUGCCACUGAAAAAAUAUAUAAUAUACUGUAUACGUGUAUGUAAGCUAGUAUUGUACUUGAAUUGAAAUAUGCAGCAAUAUAAUUAAAACGUCAUCAAUAAAAUGGGCAAAAAUAUGAUUAAACGCUAGCUGCCAAUGUAGGAAAUAUACCACAACUGUAAAGGCAGAUUACAGGAGAAAUGUAAACAUAUUGGGCCAACUUGCCAUCGUGCCUGAUUUUGGACCUAAAAAGUACAACAUUCCCAAAAGAGUGCUGCUUUUUAACCCAAAAUGGAAUGUUUUUUUUUUCUUACGCCAUGCAACUGGAUGGGAAUGUCUCCCAUGAACCUCUGUGCGAGCGAAAAAUAGUUUUGCCAAAGGCAUUAUUUCAAACCGGUCCUCAGGGACCAUGCAGUAUGUUCAUUGUACUCAUCUGACAUAUUUUGUUCUGAAUAUUUGUGUAAAUGUUUUCAUUCGUAAUUAGAAAUAUUGGCUUUUGUUUUUACACAAACAGAAUGUCAUAUUUUAACCACCCGUUUUACACAGCAAGUAGCUCAAUGGCUUUUAUGGAUAACUGUGUGAAAAUCCCAAGCUUAACUGUACGGUACAGCUUCACAUAUCCGACUCGCUUGGGACUGAGAGUAUGGGCAGAUCUGUAAAAUGCUUGGAUAUAUGAACAGCAUCUAUAGGAAAAGUCAGUUACACAAUGCACAACUAUGUUACUGAAGAAAAUUACGCGCAAACUGCUUUAAGCACGCGGACAUGCGUCACUGUACUAUAGUAGCAAGCAAAUGUGCUCGAGAUUAAUUACACAUCACUGUGCGUUAAAAUAUCGGAAUUGUGAACAUCUAUAGAAAAUGACUGUUACACCCACGCACACAAAUACUGCACUGGAUGUGGGUUAUUAUUUAGUCAGGGCGGAUAUGUGAUGUUGUACUGUACACGAGUCUGGCCGAGAAAAUAUUUUCUAGAUGUGCACUAUCGCAUCGGUGGAUUAAGUUUAGGAAUAUUUUUUUAAUUGGGAAAAUUUAAACAAUGCGGAAUGUUUUUUUUGUUAAUCUCCCCCACCUCUGUCCACCCAGAAAUAUAAACGAGAACGCCACAGUUGGUCGAUCGACAGGUUUCGUAUGAUUUAAAGCUUUCGUGACUGCAGGGAUUCAUCUUCUUGGUUCUUUCUGUAAAGUCACGUAGAAUGGAAAUAAUAAAACAAUUAAAAUAAAACAUAAAACAAUUCUCAUGACGUUU